AUGUCGACCCCAAGCGACCAAAGGGACACGGUGGAUAAAGGCCCCCAGCAGAAAAAAGGCCUCCACCAAAAACCAUCAACCCCAAAACAAGAUUUGGGAUCACGAUCCAACCUAGCGACAUCUGUGGUGACCACUUCAACUUGGGAGGCGAGUGUUCGGGUGGCCAGUAGCAGCGAAGACACUGGUCAGGGUGAUGCUCAACUGCCACCCUUGUUACCAGAGGCUCGAUCCAGAUCUAGAUCAGCUUCGUCCUCUCCGGGUCAUCGACGUCAUGGACCUCGCCCUUUGUCCGUCCUUACUAGGACAACCACAAAUACGUCGGUGGCGGACAGCCUCCUACAUCAGAAUCCAAUACUUAAAGAGCAUGAACCCCUUACGACUCUGCUUGGCUUGAUUCCUGCCAAAGCACAAAAAGGAAUGUUUUCUGAAUGUGAAUUACAAUUGACAUGCAUUGCAGCAAAUGGUGACUACCUCGCCCUGGGCACUAACGUGGGACUUGUGUUUAUGUAUAACAGAAAGAAACGGUGCUUGGACAGGUUACGAUGUGAUGUAAGUAUUUCUUUUUUUGCUCAUCUCAUUCAUAUGGUGAAGAAAUACGACGUAUAUCAGAAUAAUCUCUCUCCUAUAAGUCGUGUUUUGUUCAGUUCCCUUAAAAAAAAAAAAAAAAAAAGUAAGAAUAUAGUCUAG
Molecule: messenger RNA, 687 nt
Organism: Acanthosepion pharaonis
Lineage: Eukaryota; Metazoa; Mollusca; Cephalopoda; Sepiida; Sepiidae
Source: the annotation of a GenBank genome assembly